This is a messenger RNA of Galeopterus variegatus (Sunda flying lemur), 312 nucleotides long. RefSeq names its product WAP four-disulfide core domain 11 (gene WFDC11). The transcript is spliced from 3 exons. NCBI's taxonomy places the organism in Eukaryota, Metazoa, Chordata, Mammalia, Dermoptera, Cynocephalidae. The record is from RefSeq and is a predicted model, not a curated record. The coding region runs from base 1 to 246 and encodes 81 amino acids.
AUGGUCAGCAUCAUGAUGCCCUGGAUAACCCUACUCAUGGGAUUCUUCUGUAUGGUGCUGUCCGUGCUGGGAGAAAUGAAGAAAAAGCAUAACUUUCAAGAACUGUUAAUUGAGGAGUGCUGGGGACAGCCAAAUGUCAAAGAAUGUACCAAUAAGUGUUCUAGACACUUUAAAUGUAGAGACAUAAAUCAAAAAUGCUGUUGGACCUACUGUGGAAACAUCUGCUGGGAAAACGAGAAAAUCUAAAAUUGGUCCACCACCAGUGUGGGCUGGGAGAUGUAUAACAGACCUCAAAUCAGUACUGUGUGGCUA